Molecule: messenger RNA, 2163 nt
Organism: Paramecium pentaurelia
Lineage: Eukaryota; Ciliophora; Oligohymenophorea; Peniculida; Parameciidae
Source: the annotation of a GenBank genome assembly
AUGAAUGAAUUUUAAAAAAGAUCUAGUUAAAGAUAAGGUACAAUGGAACCAGAUGCUUAAGGAUUAUCUAUUUAGUAUGUUGCUGAUGAAUAAAAUCUACAAACUUAAUAUCUUGAUUUAAAAUUAGGAAGAGAGGAUUCUAAAAAUGUAUUAAUAGAUUCUAAAAAUAGUAAAAAAGUGUUUUUGGUAAUUAAUUUGGCUAUGCUACUAAAGCCAUUACAAGAAUUAGUGAUACAGCAGAUGAAGAAAUUAAAGAGGCAUUAAAUUUUGAUAUUUUGAGAAUUAAACCAGGAAAACCUUAUAAAGGAGCAAAAACAAAUGAAUCAAGAGAAUCUGCAUAUAAGAUUCUUGAUAUUUUAAAAUUAAGAGAUUAUUAUUCAUUUGAUGGUCAUGAAUAAAGUUAAAUUUCAAGCAAAUUUGUUUAAUAUAAUUCUAAAAAUGAACCUUAUAUAAUUUGGAAUAGAAGAGUUGAUGUAUUACCUAUUUUAGAGAAUACUGAAGUUUUAUAAGAAAAUGGAAUUAUUUUUACAAAAUCAGGUGAUAAUAUUGAUGUAAUUGUACCAACAAUGUUAUAAUUUAUAAGUGAUUUAAUUAAUCUAAUGAAAUGUGUUGGUAAUAAUUCAAUUGCUAGUUUUUGUUAUGAUAGACUGAAAUUCUUAGAAUAGAAAUUUUAGAUGCAUGAAAUGUAAUAUAUAUAAAUAUCAUUUCUAGUUUUAAUCAUUAAAAUGAAUAAUUAGAUUAAAAAAAUAUUAUAAGAAGAGAUUUUUAUAAUGUAUUUAAAGUAGAUACUCAUAUUCAUCAUUCAGCAGCAAUGAGUGCAAAACACUUAUUAGAAUUUAUCUAAACUAAAUAUGAAAAUUGUGGUGAUGAUCAUGUAGAUAUUAAUAAAGAUGGUACUAAAAUCCGUCUUAGAGAUAUUUUCAAAAAUAUUAAUGUUGAUCCAAUUGAUUUAUCUUUGAAUUCUUUAGAUGUAUAAGCAGAUAAAGGAAUUUAUAAAAGAUUUGAUAGAUUUAAUAAUAAAUAUAAUCCUUUAGGUACUCCUAAAUUAAGAGAGAUAUUUCUAAAAACUGAUAAUUAUAUUAAAGGUAAAUACCUUGCAGAUUUAACUAAAGAAUUGAUGGAUUAAUUAGAAAAACAAUAAUAUAUUGGAUGUGAAUGGAGAGUAUCUAUUUAUGGUAAAUAAAUGGAAGAAUGGCAUAAAUUAGGAAAAUGGUUAAUAAAAAAUAAACUCUAUUCAUCUAAAGUUAGAUGGAUGGUAUAAAUUCCCAGACUUUAUAGUGUAUAUAAAAAAUCUGGUAUGAUUAAUUGUUUCUAAGAUAUGAUUGAUAAUAUAUUUAGGCCAUUAUUUGAUAUUACAAUUAAUCCAACAAUAGAUCCUUUUCUAUAUUAAGCAUUAUUCUAAAUAACAGGUUUUGAUACUGUAGAUGAUGAAUCUUUAUAUGAAUAUUUUGCAAUAUCAGAUCUUACAUAAUCUCCUAAAGAUUGGGCUGGAGAUCGUAAUCCACCAUAUACAUAUUGGAUUUAUUAUAUUUAUGCCAAUUUAUAUACAUUAAAUGCAUUAAGAUAAUAGAGAGGUUUAAAUACUUUUAAAUUUCGACCUCAUUGUGGAGAGGCUGGAAAUGUAGAUCAUUUAGCUACUGCUUAUUUAAUAUCUGAUGGUAUAAAUCAUGGAUUAGAAUUAUAAAAGUCACCAGUUUUAUAAUAUUUGUUUUAUUUAAAAUAAAUUGGGAUAGCAAUGUCACCAGUAUCAAAUAAUAAAUUAUUUUGUCGUUAUUAAAAAUCUCCUUUUUAAAAGUACUUUUAAAUUGGUUUGAAUGUUUGUUUAUCAACUGAUGAUCCAUUAAUAUUACAUUUAACUAAUGAACCAUUAUUAGAAGAAUAUGCAAUUGCAUCAUAAAUUUUUGAUUUAUCAGCUAUUGAUUAAGCUGAAUUAGCUAGAAAUUCAGUUAGAUAAAGUAGUUUUGAAAAAGAAAUAAAAGAUUUUUGGAUAGGAGAGAAUUAUAAUGAUAGAAUUUCUUAAAAAAGUAAUUUAUUAUUUUAAUAUAAAUUGUAGAUGCUGAAGAUCGAAAUAAUUUACCAGCUACAAGAUUUAUGUAUAGAAAAGUCACUUUAAAUGAAGAGUAUGAACAUCUUGAAAAAUUAAAUUUUGAAGAUUUAUUUUGA